Jatropha curcas is the source of this 622-nucleotide messenger RNA. Its product is annotated as stress-response A/B barrel domain-containing protein At5g22580. The record is from RefSeq and is a predicted model, not a curated record. Lineage: Eukaryota; Viridiplantae; Streptophyta; Magnoliopsida; Malpighiales; Euphorbiaceae.
UAGGGUUUAGUCACAUAUUUCUGGUUCAUGUAUGUAAUAGUCCAGCUACCAUGGCAGGGUUCAAGAAUUUAGUGAUUGUUAAGUUUAAGGAAGGUGUUGUGGUGGAGGAGAUUAUGAAAGGAAUGGAGAAACUUGUUUCUGAGAUUGAUCUUGUCAAGUCCUUUGAAUGCAGGGGACAGGAUUUGGAAGGGCCAGAGAUGCUAACUCAAGGCUUCACUCAUGCCUUCACAAUGACAUUUGAGAAGAAAGAAGACCACACUGCAUUGCAAACCCAUCCCAGUCAUGUUGAAUAUUCUGCUACAUUCUCAGCUGCUAUUGAGAAAAUUGUGGUGCUUAGUUUCCCAUCUGUUCAGAUCAAACCACCUGCAUGAUCUAAUAAGAUCUAGAGAUAAUGACAAUAAUAAAAAGAACUAGUAUUUGGUUGUUUCUUAUGAUAUAUGUGCGAGUGUCUAUUAUUAAUUAUAUAUGUUAGUUUUGUACGUAUAAUUGUUUGUGGCUGGCUAUUUUAAUUUCUGUGACUCUCCAUGCAAUUUCAGCAUCAAAUCUUGUACCACUGAAAUGUUUUCUUAUUUUAUGAUCAUCAUUUUGCUUUUUUAAUGAAUAGACAGACUACCUACUAUGA